CAUUCAAAUGGCAAUUUCGUACCAACAUCGGGGCUCACCACGUCGAAAUCACGUUCCGUACGUUCCAUGUCAGUCGGACACCUUUAUUCCUCACACCGCCCAGGAUGCGGUAUUCACUCGAUUGAACGACACUGUUUGCGCCAACGUGGAGGCAUACACAACAGAAACACGGUAGCGGUCACAUUAUGACUCUCGAACCACAGAUGGAGCAUCAGCAGGAGGAUUGGCCACGAAAUCGAUCGCCAGCAUCAAGGAUGGGCGUGGCUAUGGGCAGCUCGAGGAGAAUCCACUUGCACAAGACGGGGCGGCACCGGUCAAGGACGCCAUGCUAUCGGUGAGCAGCACUUCGUAUGCGACAGAUGCUGCGAGCGAGAAUGGCUGAUCUAUGUUGGCAGGGCGUUGUCGAUCACACAUCUGACACUGUCAAUGGCGAACCAGGGGAGAAGGCCGGCACGGAUGAAACCUCCAGCAUCGACUCGGAUGGAUCUUCUAUUCUCUCCACUCCGAUGUCUGUAUCGGCGGGUUUGCCAUACAUCCAUGGGGACCCAGACAUGGUGGCAGGACAGGCGAACGUAGCGGUUUCCUCGCAGCCAAUGCUAGCAUCGGUGGAUUCCCGUCUGCCGCCGGUUGUAGCAAACCGUGAACACAACGGCUACACCGUUUGAGAGGAUGAGCACGUACACCAGGGUGUCGACACUGCCCACGCUCACCAGGCCACGC
This is a messenger RNA of Laetiporus sulphureus 93-53, 720 nucleotides long. RefSeq lists its product as uncharacterized. The record is from RefSeq and is a predicted model, not a curated record. The coding region runs from base 375 to 665 and encodes 96 amino acids. Lineage: Eukaryota; Fungi; Basidiomycota; Agaricomycetes; Polyporales; Laetiporaceae. The transcript has 2 exons.